Messenger RNA from Penicillium waksmanii, 1944 nucleotides. Its product is annotated as putative pyruvate carboxylase. The coding region runs from base 1 to 1944 and encodes 647 amino acids. Gene Ontology annotation, molecular function: ATP binding; metal ion binding. The record is from RefSeq and is a predicted model, not a curated record. Lineage: Eukaryota; Fungi; Ascomycota; Eurotiomycetes; Eurotiales; Aspergillaceae. The transcript is spliced from 3 exons.
AUGUCGUCAUCCCCGCAUUCACGAACCAUCAAGCGAUUGCUGGUCGCAAACAGAGGUGAAAUUGCCGUUCGCAUAUUACAUGCCACUCGGGAACUGCCUGAGCCAGUCGAGAUCUUCGCUCUGUACACGUCUGAUGAUCAGUCACACUGCGACAUCGGACGCCCACACCAUACAAUUCAGAUCCCAUCCGCGUCAUCCUAUUUGGAUAUCUCCCUGCUCGUUGAUCUAGUACAGAAGCACUCCAUUGACGCAGUCCACCCCGGGUAUGGCUUCCUCAGUGAAAGUGCCGAGUUCGCGCACCGCAUGUUUGCAGAAGCGGGGGCUAUUGUGAUCGGCCCUGGUCCUGAGAAUCUUGCACGUACCGGCGACAAGCUUCAAGCAAAGUUAUUGGCUCAAAGAUGUCAAGUACCUGUACUAGAAGCCAUGAAUCAGCCAACAGCCAAUGUUGAUGAGGCGCGGGCUUUUUCCCAUCGGGUUGGUUUUCCCGUUAUGAUCAAGGCUGUGGAUGGGGGUGGUGGACGGGGAAUUCGUCUGGUUCACGAGGACUCGGAGCUAGACAGUAGUAUCCAGCGUGCCAUUGGAGAGUCGCCCUCUCGGUCGGUCUUUGUGGAAAAAGCUGCUGUGGAUGGAUUCCACCAUGUUGAGAUCCAAGUUAUCGGCGAUGGCAUGGGACAAGUGCGGCAUCUCUGGGAACGAGAUUGUAGUGUACAGCGACGCUUUCAAAAAGUUGUGGAAUGUGCACCUGCAUUGAUGAGGGAUAGGGAUUUGGUAUCCAAGAUCAUUGACUCGGCUUUGAAGAUGGCUAGUGAGAUUCGGUAUCGCUCGCUGGGGACAUUUGAGUUCCUGGUUAAUGAACAGAAGGGGGAAUUCUACUUUUUGGAGGUCAACCCACGACUUCAAGUGGAGCACACUAUCACGGAAUCCAUCAGCGGAUUGGAUUUGGUGCAGAUACAACUUCUGCUAGCACAGGGAGCAACGUUCGAGGAUCUUGGCCUGGGCGCGGAGGUCAAUUCGAAGACGCCUCCCCGAAGAGUGACCGAAUUCGUCGUUCCUAGUGGGAAUGGGAUCCGCGUUGACACCAAUGUCAGCACUUCCAAUGGGAGUGCGUCAGUAGUGGGAUCAAACUUCGAUAACCUUCUCGCCAAAAUCAUUCUCACAGCAUCUAGCUGGGAGGCUGUGGUCCGAAAAGCUCAGCGAGCUCUGUCAGAUUCGAGAAUCUCUGGCGUGAAGACUAACAUUGAUCUUCUCCGUGGCAUCGUCUCGCAUCCGGAGUUCGUAACCGGCCAUAUUGACACACAGUGGUUAGGGCUCAAGCUUGACGAAAUCUAUCAUUUGGGACAACGCAUCGCAAAUACUCAGCACGGUGGUGAAAUAGUCAAAUCUAUUUCUCAACAAUCGUCAUCUCAGGCUGGACUACCUGCCUCAAAUCUCUUGUUCCGGAAGGGAGACGCGUGGUCUAUCACAUUGGAGCCACUGCAAAAGGAUACCUCUCAGGAACCUGCCAAAGUGGCCCACCAUCUUCGUCUCUCCCGUGUGCUUCGGAAUGAUUUCCCCACCUCCUUGGCCGCGGAGAUUGAGUACACAACCCCUACAUCCCAGACAGCGAUUCCGUAUCGAAUGCAGCUGGAGACCACCUCGACUGCGGCAUCGGCUCUGGUAUCUUCCACACACCGACGAGGUGACCCUCAGAAUCCCAGACAUAUUGUGCUACCUCUUUCCGGAAGGCUAAUUGAGGUUCUUGUUUCCGACGGGGAGAAUGUAGUCGAGAAUCAGGUGCUGGCCUUUGUCAAACAGAUGAAGAUGGAACUGGAGGUGCGAAGUCCCAGGGCUGGAAGAGUGGAAUGGGUCUAUGAAAUGGAGUAUGAAGAGGAAGAUGUGGCCGAGGGGAUGCUCCUUGUGGAACUGGAUGAGCCACAGGGGAAGCAGAUGCGAGGUAAGCUAUGA